Panicum virgatum (switchgrass) is the source of this 904-nucleotide messenger RNA. RefSeq lists its product as uncharacterized. The coding region runs from base 139 to 654 and encodes 171 amino acids. Lineage: Eukaryota; Viridiplantae; Streptophyta; Magnoliopsida; Poales; Poaceae. The record is from RefSeq and is a predicted model, not a curated record. The transcript has 3 exons.
GUCAGCCUCGCCCUAUCCCUCUAAUCCCUCCCAACCACGUCCUAUCCACAAUCCCUCCCGGCCUCCCCCUACUGCACCCGCCAUCCAGCACCACAGCUCACACCCCGCCGAGCGCGAGAGUUCGUCAGGGUCGCCUCCAUGGCGGUGGCCGUCUCCACCUCACUGUGCAGCGGCUCAGAUCACCUCGUUCUGAGGUCGACAUCUCUGGACAACCAUCUCUGCCGCUCGCUCCUCGGGGGGCGAAUCGCCGGGCAAUGUCGGCGCCGAAGGCUGCCGGUCUUGGCCGCCGCUCGCAAGCCGCCGGGGGAGGCAGAGGAGAAGGUCCCCGCGUGGGCCAAGCCCGGCGCCGACGAGCCGCCGCCCUGGGAGCGCAAGGGCGGGGCUGUGCAGGGGCAGGAAGCCGGACAGGUGCCGUUCUACGCAUACCUGCUCGCGUCCGCGGUCACCGCCAUCGCCGCCAUCGGCUCCAUCUUCGAGUACACGAACCAGCGGCCGGUGUUCGGGAUCAUCGGCUCCGACAGCGCCCUGUACGCGCCGCUCCUGGGCUUCUUCGUCUUCACCGGCAUCCCGACCUCCGGGUUUCUGUGGUUCAAGGCUGUGCAGACGGCGAACAGGGAGGCCGAGGAGCAAGACCGCAGAGAUGGAUUCCUGUGACUUCAAUUCAUUUGCCGGUGCAGAAGAGCAGCACAACAUCGACGGGCAUACUUUGCAUCGGCUGAUGUAAUGUAUCUGUAUUUUAGAACUGAAGAGAGCUGAUCAAUUUGCAGCGGAGGAAAAAAAGAAUAAGUGCAGAUUAAAGAGGGUUUUUCUAUAUGCUUGGAGUAAGGUCUUGAGUGUCAUCAUAUGAAUGGAAAAUAUUCGUUUCCUUGGUUUAAAAUAUAAUGUGUUUUGCACUUGAACUGAA